Messenger RNA from Chiloscyllium plagiosum (whitespotted bambooshark), 6353 nucleotides. RefSeq names its product transcription factor MafK-like. The record is from RefSeq and is a predicted model, not a curated record. Gene Ontology annotation, molecular function: DNA-binding transcription factor activity, RNA polymerase II-specific; RNA polymerase II cis-regulatory region sequence-specific DNA binding. Lineage: Eukaryota; Metazoa; Chordata; Chondrichthyes; Orectolobiformes; Hemiscylliidae. Gene Ontology annotation, biological process: regulation of transcription by RNA polymerase II. Gene Ontology annotation, cellular component: nucleus.
GUUUAUUUUUGACUCCUUAGUGUUUUUAUUUUGGGGGAAAAGAAAGCAAAAAUAAGUUUUGUUUGCUGGGGAAGAGUCAGUAGCAGUGUUGUUGUUGAGUUGGGUUGGGUGAUUUAGGCGCUGCAUCACCAUGAGUUGCAGUUCUACGAUCAUGCACUUUUAUGGUUGAUUUGAGAAUCCAGUCUGCCUCAACGUUGCUGUGUUUCAAUUUGUUUUUGUUUCGCGGGGCUAGGGUUUAAAUUUAUCUCAGGGACAUAAUGUUGGUUUCUGUUUGUUUAGCGGGUGUUAGGUUUUUUUUGUAAUCUCCAACUACCUUUGUUUCCUUUUUGGACAAAUGUUGUAUUUUCUUGCUCAUUUGCUUUGUAGAUUGAAACUGGACCUUUCUCGCUUGGAUUUUUAUUGUUCUCUUCAAAACUUCGCUUUUUUUUUGCCCCCUGAAGCCGUUCCUUUCCAAGUGAACUGAACGAGGGUGGAGGAAUAAGGGAAGUGUAAACAUCUAAACGUAUCAGAUAUUGAACUUGAGAAAAGCCCAAAGAGGGAAAGGAAGUCCAGACGGGGAAAUACAGCAUUCCACAGGUAGAUAAAAAUGGAUCCUGUUCUGACCAAGUUCCACGCAUGAUGAGCAGCAGCAGAGCGAGUAAAGCACUUAAGAUUAAGAGGGAGUCAGGUGAGAACACCCCAGUGCUGAUGGACCAGGAGCUGGUCUCGAUGUCCGUGAGGGAGCUGAACCACCAUCUGCGCGGCCUCUCCAAGGACGAGAUCCUGAACCUGAAGCAGCGGCGACGGACCCUGAAGAACCGCGGCUACGCGGCCAGCUGCCGGGUGAAGCGGGUGACGCAGAAGGAGGAGCUGGAGCGCCAGAAGGCCGAGCUGGAGCAGGAGGUGGAGAAGCUGGCCGCUGAGAACGCUGGCAUGAAGACUGAGCUCGACGCCCUGCGCUCCAAGUACGAGGCGCUGCAGAGUUUUGCCAGGACGGUGGCCUGUGGGCCCAUCACCCCCACCAAGGUCAACACCACCAGCGUCAUCACCAUCGUGAAAUCGUCCAACUUCUCCUCGCGCUAGCCUUCAGGCUGGUGCCAUCUUGCUUUUGUUUAAGCAGAAGGGCCACUGUCCUUGGGGUUGGGUGGGUGGGAUUGUGGGGGGAGGGCAAUUUCCACGGCCUACAAGGUUUAAGGGCCUUUUUGCUUCCAGAACAACUUCCGAGUCGAGGUUUACAUGGCACAAUGUUUUUGUUCUCUUUCUCCUCCUUCUUCUUCUUCUUCUCCUCUCUCUCUCCUCUCUCUCUCUCCUCUCUUUCUCCUCUCUCUCCUCUCUUUCUCUCUCUCUCUCUCUCUCUUUCCCCUGACUAUCCUGAACAGAUGUUGCUGCCAUCACAGGGAGGUCAAUGGCAGCUCAUUUGAUCUGGGGUCUGGGGUGGUGGAGGGGUCAUGGGGAAAAGCCCAACGCUGUGAACGUGAGGAGUGUCUUUACUGGAAUGGAAUCCCAAGGUUAGCCAAUAACUUUCAGCGCAGGCUCGCUCGGCCUCUGCCUACUACCCCGGCCCUGCCCCAGGGCAAAGGCCAGUGGUUGGUCGGAAACUAACCGACUGGGGUUUCAUUCUUUUUUUUUGAGGCGCACGAGGCCAGUAAUGUGUCAUUCAUAAGUCUUACUGGUCCCUCAUUCCAGGGCCACGUGUGAUAAAGGAGAAUGCCAGAAUCACAUGGUCACUAGUGAAGAAUGUCCCUUCACCGGAACAUGGUACAGGAGAUUGCCAUUCAGCCCUUCGAUCUGUGCUGUCUUUCAGUCUUUGAAACUACUUCCCUCCAAAGGGUAGUAGCCUAUUGCUAGACUGUUAAUCCAGGGGAGCCGGGUUCAAAUCCCACCACAGCGGAUGGUGGAAUUUGAAUUCAAUAAAAAUCUGGAAUUAAGCGUCUAAUAAUUGUCUAUCUUUGUAAAAACCCUCACCGGGUUCACCAAAGUCCUUUUAGGGAAGGAAUUCUGCCAUUGUUACCUGGUCUGGCCUCAUGUGACUCCAGACCCACAGCAAUGUGGUUGACACUGAACUGCCCUCUGGGUAAUUACAGAUGGGCAAUAAAUACUGGCCAUCCUGUGAAUGAAAUAAAUUUCAAAAACACAUCUUUAAAUAUUUUUAAGGAAGCGAUAAAUUCUUGAUUUUCAAGGGGAUGGAAGAUUAUCAGAGGGUUUGUGGGGUGGAUUUGAGGUUAAAAUCAGAUUGGCCAGGAUUUUAUUGAAUGGCAGAGCAUACUUGAAGGGCUGAAUGGCCUACUCAUGUCCAUAAGUUAAUGUUUGAGCUCACUCCACACGUGCGCACGCACACAUACAUCAGCCUUUCCAAUAUCAGCACUAAUGUCUUUGGUUAACAAAACUCUGUUGAUCUCGGAUUUUAAAAUUGACAACUGACCUAGUCUCAACAGAAGCGAAGGACCUGAUAAUGUGAACCUUACUGCUUUAUAAAAAAAAAUGUAUAUGCUGUAGCUAGCUGAUCUCCAGCGUGUUUUUGGGAACCCAACCCUCCCCACCAGCACCUCUCCCUCCCUUGUUAAAGCCACGAUAGUGCUUUUCAGAACUGGGCAGUUUUUCCAUUUGGCACAUAUGGUUUCCAAACAGUGAAUCCCCGAUGACAAUGGCUCUUUUGAGGGGCAGGCAAGUCUAAAAUGUAACUUUAAUGAGCUAAAACCUCACCUGUGCUUGUAACUGUGUGUGUGUGUGAAGUUCUCUUUUUGAAGUAGCAGGCCCGGUUUUGAUUUGACGGGCAGGCUGUUGCCAUGGAGCUGCGUGUAUAAACUGAGGACAGGUAGGCCCCACUGGGAUAUUUGUUGUCCUAAUCGUUUCCUUGUGUAAAUGCCUCUUCUUUGUCUUAAUUAGAGGACUUAAUUUAUGGUAUUUUAUGUAAAACAGAGUGAGAAAAACAGAUAAACAUGGCUGCUUCUGGUGACCGGAAGUGACCUCAUUGCUCAUUCAGAAAAUAAGAGCAAACCCCUUCCAUUUUGUCUUCACCUUCAGUUGCUGGGAAUAGAACGGAGUGGAAAAUGAAACUGACCACAUCUCCUUAGCAGUUUGUAGUGGAUACCAAGAAAUGGUGAUUGGCAAGAUAUCAACAUGCCAAGAAAGUCAAUCCAUUGGAAUUUGAUGCUAUUUGGUUGUGUGAGCUACUAGCAGAGGCAAUGCCAGCUGCUGAGAGGCUAGUGUGAGCUCUCGUUCCCCCUCAGAACAAGGAAAAUACGAGCCAUUUUGUCAGAAACCAAAACAGAAAUUGCUGGAAAACCUCAGCCGGUCUGGAAGCAUCAGCAGAGAGAGAAAGCAGAGUGAGUUAACAUUUCGGGUCCAGUGACCCUUCUUCAGUUAACACUGACUUCUCUCCGUGGCUGCUGCCAGUCCUGUGGUUUUCCAGUGAUUUGCGGUUUUGUUCCUGAUUUCCAGCAUCCACCGUUCUUUCGGUUUGUUGUUACGUGAGAGUUCACUUUUUGUAAAUCUCAACCUGGGCCACUUUUGGGCCUUGAGCGCUCCCAGUUUGGUUGUAUUGGGUAUGGGGAGGCAUUGGCAGUAGCUGGAGGGGGUCAAAUUUACAAUCACGAGAUGACUUCAAAGGGGAAAGGGGGACGUUUGUGUCCUGUUGGUGAGAAAAGAUAACCGUAAUUAUAAUUGCACACGUACAAAUUAUGCAAAGGAAGGUGGAUGCUAAAAUAAGCCAUGCGGUGAAUUUGGACGACAAAAGUGUGACAAGAAAGUAGUGCGGGAUUGACGAUGUUAGUGGUUUGCACUAAUCCCAGACUCUAUAGUAUUGCUAACUUUGGUCUCCCUUCGUUAUACACGUUCACAUAAGCCUUGCAGGGCAAUCCGACUGUAUAAAUUAGGUACUGGAAAAGCACUGCAGUUCAGGCUGCCUGACCUGCUGUGCUUUUCCAACACCACACUGUCAACUCUGAUCUCCAGCAUCUGCCGUCCUCGCUUUCUCCUGUAUAAGUUAGAUAUUCAGGGAUAAUAUCCAGUUCCUGCAUGUAAACACCAGACUGAAAAUGGAAGGAUUGGAAGAAUUCGGGCCAACCAGGCGAUGUGUCUCCCCACUGGAAGAGGGGAAGGCUGUUACAGCUCAGUGAGUAAGCAGACCAUCGGGCCCAGUAUUGAACCGGACAGCUUGUGGUUCACAGCCCAGCUGCUGCAGGUAUCAUUGACAUGGCAGGAGGGGUUACAGUCCAUCAUCAAAACUCACAUCUGGUGCCUCAAUGGCAAGAAUUAGCCCCAUAUUUUCUGAAACAGCAAGCCGUUGACUUUUAUCCCAUAGUCCCCUUAACUUGAAUAUCCACCCUCUCCAAGGGGCUCUGCAUCGUCAAAAGCAGGUGUGCCUCAGUGACCUCCUUGUGUGUGGGGGAUAAUUUUUGGCACUCCCCCCCACCCCCCCCACCUCAUUGCCUAACACCAACAGCCCUCCAACUCCCAUGCUCUCCAACGCCAAUACCCACUUCCCCCAAACACUCGCUGCACCAAUGCUAAUGCUCACACACCCCCAUGUCAACACCCAGCCCCUAAUGCCAACACACAUCCUCCAACACUCCACUAAUGUCAACACCCCCAACCACACACAGACCCCAACCCAGCCCUGACCUGACCAGACCAGCCUCGAGGAUUGGCCCCUGUCAUUGUUGGUCAGUGCUGACUGUGCUUUAGCUGCUGUUCACUCUCUGUCAGCAUCACAGUGAGACUUGAGGCCAUUAGCCCACCGGCUCAGAGCAAGGUGAACAAUUUGGUGCUGGGUCUUGGAUGGACCACCGCAGAACUCCAACCAGCUCCUGGCUGGAAAAAUGUUAAGCCUUCUGUGUUCGAAGGGGUUUCCCUGCCACUGCCCCCCACCAACUUGAGUUGAAAAUCAAAUCUUUUGUGAGGCGUGUGUGUGUGGAGCUACUCCAUUUACAAUAGGAGCAGCACCAGGCCGUUUGGCCCUUUGAGCCUGGUCUGUCGUUCGCUUUGAUUGUGACUGAUCUCUGGCCUAACCUCCACUGUCCUGUGCAGUUCUCUGUGAGGUCUCCAUCUCACUGUAGCCCAGCUUCUACAAGCCCUGGGGGGUAGAGAAUUCAAAAGAUUCAUGCUCCCUGUGAGUGAACAUUAAAUAUUUGCCUCUCUAGGAAGCUUCUGGAUGUGCAAAGUAUUUUUGCUUUUGGAUGGACGGUGGCUCAUAUGUGGAGUGAACUGCCAGAGGAAGUGGUAGAUGCAGGUACAGUUACAACAUUCAUAAGACAUUUGGGCAGGUCCAUGAUAGGAAAGGUUUAGUGGGAUAUGGGCCAUGUGCAGGCGAGCGGGGCUAGUGCAGUUUGGGAAUGUGGGUUGGUAUGGACAAGUUGGACCGAAGGGUCUGUUUCUGUAUUGCAUUGCUCUGUAGGUCCAGUGGCAAAGCUGCAGAAGGAAAGUAAUAGUGACUUGUAUCUAUAUGGCUGAGGUACGACUUGAAUAUGGGGGCAGGCACUUGGCUGGGCAGACUGGGUGGUGGGGGGGAAAGCUGUAGACCUUCCAGGACAUGCAUGGAGGAAAUACCCCUCAAAGGGGCAUGUUUAUUCUGAGGGGGGAGUUGCACUGGAGGAAUAUUGUAGCUGGGAUGUGUAAGUCGACAUGUGGUAUUGUGUAGGUUUGGUUUGGUUUGGUUUGGUGAUGAGUUUGUUCAAGUCUUUGAGAGGUUUGGAGUUGGAGGUUUGCAGAAAGGAGAGAGAGAGAGAUGGAGGGAGGGAGAGAGAGAGAGAGAGAGAUGAGUGUUCCAGCCAUCAAACAAGCCCUGUGGACUAGUGAGGGAGAUCUGCACGAUCUGAUUCCUGUUGACCCAUUAUGGUGGGGUGGGGAUCAAAAAGAAAGUGUUGUGUUUUUUCUCUCUUUUCCCCCUCCCACCCCCCCCCCCCCCCCCCACCAACCCCUUGAUCGUUUACCCUGAAGUGAACAACAUCAAGCCAGAUUAACAGGGCCUCCAGAUAUUUCUGAGACUUGCCUGUAUAAAGUGUUCAAAAGAUGAGUCAUUGGCCAGGAAGUACUAGGGAUAUGACAAGCAUCUCCUAAUAUUCCAAAUAUUUUGUAGUGAAGAUUGCCUUAGUUAUUUCUCUCUUUGUUUUGUUGUUUCAUUUACGUAGCACCUUUUGUAACUUCUGGGCAUUCCUAAAGCCCUUUUGCAGUCAGUGAGGUCGCUAUUGUGAAGUGUGGCAUAGCAAGCUCGCAGUGGUCAGAUAAUCCUAUCCCUUUUUUUUUUUCCUUCUUGCAUGGGAUGUUGGUUGAGGGGUAAAUAUUGGACUGGGGGCACCAGAGGAAAAUCCACUUCUUCAGAAUGGAUCCACAGGAUUUUUUUUAUUCAGCCCCCUGAGAAAGUGGACAGGGUGGUG